Molecule: messenger RNA, 2247 nt
Organism: Amphimedon queenslandica
Lineage: Eukaryota; Metazoa; Porifera; Demospongiae; Haplosclerida; Niphatidae
Product: lanosterol synthase
Exons: 22
Coding region: 28-2169 (713 amino acids)
Biological process (GO): triterpenoid biosynthetic process; cholesterol biosynthetic process
Cellular component (GO): lipid droplet
Molecular function (GO): lanosterol synthase activity
Source: RefSeq, a predicted model, not a curated record
CCAUCACCCCAUUGUUAUCUAGUGGAAAUGUCCGUCCCUCCAGCCACUGAGCUAAAGAGAUGGAGACUAGCCUCUACUAAUGGCCGACAGACCUGGAGCUACUGUGAAGAGGGGGAGGAGGAGGAGAGAGGACAAUCCUUUCUUGAGGAAACUGCUCUUGGACUAGCUGAGAUUGGUAGAGAGAGAGCCUAUCCUGUUAGUGUACUGGAGGCCAUUGAACUGGGACUGGACUACUACACUCGACUGCAGUCGGACGAUGGACACUGGUCAGGGGACUAUGGGGGACCGUUGUUCCUCUUACCUGGUUUAAUUAUUGUAUAUCAUGUGACUGGUCUCCAGUUUGAGGAUCAUCAAAGAUUAGAGAUGAUUCGUUAUUUGAGGAAUGUACAGAAUCCUGAUGGUGGGUGGGGUCUGCACAUUGCUGGCAAGAGCACUGUCUUUGGAACUGCUCUCAAUUAUGUGAGUCUCCGCCUGUUGGGGGUGGGGCCUGAUGAUAACGAGCUAAUUAAAGCAAGAGAAUUACUGCAUCAAAUGGGUGGGGCGGUUUGCAUUCCUUCGUGGGGUAAGUUCUGGUUAUCAGUAUUGAAUGUCUAUGACUGGUCAGGAGUUCAUACCUUGCUACCGGAACUAUGGAUAUUGCCCCAGUGUGUUCCUGUUCAUCCUUCCAAGAUGUGGUGCCAUUGUCGCCAGGUCUAUCUGCCAAUGGGAUUCGUUUAUUCAAAAAGAAUUAAAGCUAAACCAACAAAAAUAAUACUAGAACUAAGACAAGAGAUAUAUGUACAAAGUUAUGAGUCAAUAGACUGGCCCUCCCAAAGGAACAACGUCUCUUCUACCGACCUCUAUACUCCACACUCGCUGGCACUGGACUGGAGCUACUUACUCCUUGAUGCUUAUGAAUCUCAUCACAUAUCUCGUUUGCGUGCGUGGGCGGAUGAGGAGAUUCUUCGACAGAUCAAAGCAGAUGAUUCAUUCACUAACUGCAUCAGUAUAGGACCCAUAUCCAAAGUGAUCCAAAUGUUGGUAAGAUGGUUUGUUGAUGGACCUGAUUCAACUUCAUUUAAAGAGCACCUAUCAAGAGUACCCGACUACCUCUGGAUGGGUAGAGAUGGAAUCAAGAUGCAGGGUACCAAUGGAUCUCAACUGUGGGAUACUGCAUUUGCUGUACAAGCAAUACUUGAAGCUUCAUCAUUUGACACUAAUAAACACAGUCAUUCUUUGUCAAUGGCCCAUAGCUUCCUAUUAAGCACACAGGUACCUGAUAAUCCUCCAGACUAUAAGAAGUACUACAGACAAAUGAGCAAGGGUGGGUUCCCUUUCAGUACCCUGGAGUGUGGCUGGAUUGUAUCGGACUGCACUGCUGAAGGUUUAAAGUCUUUAAUGUUACUAGAAGAAGAAUGCAGGAGUUUUAUAUCAAACGGAGUCACUGUCAGUAAAAUGGAGGAUACCAUAAAUGUGUUAUUAAACAUGCAGAAUUCUAAUGGUGGGUUUUCAUCUUACGAAACCAACAGGGGCGGAGCUAUUCUUGAACUACUUAAUCCUUCGGAAGUUUUUGGUGACAUUAUGGUUGAUUAUACUUAUGUUGAAUGCACUUCUGCUUCUCUUCAAGCAAUCAACCAUUUUAAUAAAAGAUAUCCACAACAUAGACCAAAGGAAAUACAGGAGUGUCUUUCAAGGGGUCUGGAGUAUAUAUUAAAUAUUCAGAGACCCGAUGGUUCCUGGGAAGGGAGCUGGGGCGUGUGCUUCACUUACGGUACCUGGUUUGGGCUAGAGGCAUUGGCCUCCAUGAACAGAAGAUAUGAUUAUGGCACUGCUGGUAGCGAAGUGAAAAGGGCGUGUCAGUUUCUUGUUGACCAUCAGAUGAGUGACGGAGGGUGGGGAGAAGAUUUUGAAUCAUGUGAGAAGAGAGUUUAUGUUCAGUCGGAAGAAUCUCAAGUGGUCAAUACUUGCUGGGCACUUCUUGGACUAAUGGCCGUUAGGUAUCCUCACACUGAUGUCAUUAAAAAUGGAAUAAAAUUGAUAGUGUCCAGACAGUUGGACAGUGGUGAGUGGAAGCAGGAAGGCAUCAAAGGUGUCUUUAAUAAAACCUGCGCCAUUACCUACACCUCCUACAAGAACGUGUUCCCCUUGUGGACAUUAGGAAGGUUUUAUAGUCUAUACAAGGAAUUGUGAACUUGCUGUUUGCUGCCAUUUUUAAUAUUAUUUUUUAAUAUUUAUUUACAUUGAACAAAGAGAAAGAGGACAUUAUUA